This is a messenger RNA of Cololabis saira (Pacific saury), 3272 nucleotides long. It is a transcript of the gene aqp10b, whose product is annotated as aquaporin 10b. Bases 1 to 1098 code for a protein of 365 amino acids. The transcript is spliced from 6 exons. Gene Ontology annotation, cellular component: basolateral plasma membrane; plasma membrane. NCBI's taxonomy places the organism in Eukaryota, Metazoa, Chordata, Actinopteri, Beloniformes, Belonidae. Gene Ontology annotation, biological process: water transport; glycerol transmembrane transport. Gene Ontology annotation, molecular function: water channel activity; glycerol channel activity; urea transmembrane transporter activity. The record is from RefSeq and is a predicted model, not a curated record.
AUGUCUUCCAAAGCGGGCUACUCUCCUCUGCUGGGUGCAUCACCUCAGGCUUGUCAUAAGCUGUGUGACGUAGCUUUUCCCUCCAGUGUGAAAGGGCAAACUCUUCCCAGUGAGGCAGACGGUGGCGGGCAGUGUGAGUCCGGUCCACCUGACUACAGCAGCCCUGCGGGGAGCGCUCACCUGGGGCCGGACGGGGCAGAGGACAGUUCUGUCAUGGACAAGCUGCUGCACAAGUGCCAGAUCAGAAGCCAGCUGGCCAGGGAGUGCAUGGCUGAAUGUCUGGGAGUCUACAUCAUAAUUCUGUUUGGAUGUGGCUCUGUUGCCCAGGUGACCACUUCUGAAGAAAGAAAUGGCCAGUACCUGUCAAUCAAUCUGGGUUUUGCUCUGGGGGUAACAUUCGGAGUCUUCGUAUCUCGUGGGGUCUCGGGGGCUCAUCUGAACCCAGCGGUCUCUCUGAGCUUGUGUGCUUUGGGCAGACAUUCAUGGCUGAAGCUGCCGUUCUACAUCUUCUUCCAAGUGCUGGGAGCGUUUCUGGCUGCAGCCACCGUGGGCCUGCAGUACUACGACGCCAUCCAGAAAUAUGGGGGGGGUCGGCUGACGGUGACGGGACCGACCGCCACAGCAGGAAUAUUCUCCACCUACCCGGCAGACUACCUGAGUGUGUGGGGGGGAGUUGUGGACCAGGUGAUCGGCAGCGCGGCGCUGAUGCUGUGUGUGCUGGCCCUGGGGGACCAGAGGAACACCCCCGUCCCUGACUGUCUCCAGCCCGUCCUGGUGGGGGGGGUCGUCCUGGUGAUCGGCAUCUCCAUGGGCUCCAACACGGGCUAUUCCCUCAACCCGGCCAGGGACUUUGGACCACGGUUGUUCACGUAUAUCGCUGGCUGGGGAGCGGAUGUUUUUAAGGCUGGAGAAGGCUGGUGGUGGGUUCCCCUGGUGGCCACGUGUGCCGGGGCUCUGCUGGGGACGCUGGUGUACGAGCUGAUGGUUGAAGUCCACCACCCUCCCCUGGCGUCCGACUGCCAGAUCUCAGGCCAGGAAGCCAAUAAGGCCAAAGCCGGGCUGGAGCUGGAUGGGGAGUUGUUCCAUAUAAAAUGUUAAGCUGUUAAAGAGGGAAUGGUCAUUUCUAUGCUACAGCUGUCCUCGUCUAAGGCCGACUUAUUGGUACCAGGAGGUUGAGUGUUAAAUCAGUUUGGUAGCGCUACUUAAUUGCAGAGGUGUCAAAAGUAUUCAGUUACUCAGGUAGAAGUAUAGAUACUAGAGUUUAAAAAUACUCCUGUAGAAGUUGAAGUAUCAACUCAAGUUUUUUGCUCAAGUAAAAGUAUAAAAGUACUGGUUUCAAAACUACUUAAAGUAUAAAAGUAAAAGUAAUGUAAGGGGGAAAAAAGCCAUUAAGGACAAAAGCCAUUGAAAAUUAAUGUAUCUUAGUAUAAUGCAAAUAUAUUAAAGAAGCAUAUAUGUGUACUAUUGAGCAUUAACAUGUGUUUCAGAGAGCAGGAGAUAUGAUGACUAGUUGCCUAUAAGUAUUGUAAUGGUGCAAAAAGUCAAACUUCAGAGGCAUGUUAUCAUUUAUCCUAACCUUUAUUGGAAUGUACAUCCAAGUUUAGUUGCAGGAAUCUGAGGGAACGGAUGUAAGAACAAAACUGGACAAGAACAUCUGAAACAACCACAACCAAAUUCACUCUAUCCGGAUGGAGCAAUUUAACUGGAUAGUUUUUGUUUAAAGGCAGAAAUGAAAUGGAGUAACGAGGCUGUUUUUAAAAUGUAUGGAGUAAAAAGUACAGAUAAUUGUGUGAAAAUGUAAGGAGUAAAAGUAAAAAGUCGUCUAAAAAAUAAUUCCUCCAGUGAAGUAUAGAUAACCAAAAUUUCUACUUAAGUAAGGUAACGAAGUAUUUGUACUUCGUUACUUGACACCUCUGCUUCAUUGCUUGGCAACCAUUGAUGAAUUGGUUUGAAUUUCUAUGAAACUUACUGACCUCGCUGAGCUAUCCAAGUUCCUGUGAGGAGGACUGGAACGAUCCUACUGACGUUGUGAAGCUUGUAUUAGGAGCUAGUGUUUAAAGGGCUAAACUAAAGGAUGCCACGAUGGUAAAGAGAAUGUUUUACCGAGCUUUGCAUCAGUUUAACCAUGCACGGCUGACGAUUAGUCCAGCAGAGGACGGGGAAGUGAAACGAGUCUGCUGCAGCUGUCUGACAUAUUAUCACAUUUAUUUUCAAACAGCACAAAAGUGUAUGGCAUUUCAGCAAGCAGACCACAACCAUGGAAAGUAAAAUGACAUAGUUCCACUAUUAAGCCAUAUAAAUAUGAUAUAACAUAUAAAAGAUACAAAUAAAACCUUUUUUAAAAAAUCCACUUUUGCCUCCAUCACGUGACCUUGAAGGCUGGGAGAUUAAGAAAAAAAAAAAGUACAGCUAGCACUGAUCCUGUAGAUAAAAAAAGAACCAUUUUCAUACACAGUAAGACGACACAUCCCCCAUCUUCAUCCAUUUUUUUUUUUUUUUUAAAUUACACUUUGCACCUAAUUUGGGGGAUGGGGAGUUUUUUUUUCUUCCUUUUUUUUAAACUUCAGUUUUGAGAAAAAGGGGAACAGUACAAGUACAAAUACUAUAUGUAUUCACAUUAUCAUAGCAAGUUGCUAAAAUCAGAAUGCUUUCUGUAAGUGUAAUUAUUUACAUGGCAAAAACUCGUACACAAACAACAGACGGGGAGUCUGACCUGUUCUAGCUUAACGAUUAACAUCACACAGUAUUCACACAACACAGGCUACAAACCUUCAACCUCGUCUCCUGAAAUGCUUCUCUAAACUCGUGUGUUGCACUCGUUUGGUGCAAGGGACUCACAAAUGCCAAAAGCAAUGUGUUUUUUGUAUAAAUAAAUAUUAUAGCAAUAUAUUAAAAAUAAAAAAAAAAGUGUCAUUGUUCAAACACUCCCCUUCAUGCUUCCGCUGGAGGCGUUAAUGCUGAUCUAAGGGUCUGGAAACUGAGCGUGACCUUUUGAGGGCGAGCAGCAUGAAUUUAGCGUCAUGUAGAAAAAAAACCAAAAUGUGGCUGCAAAACUGGUCAGAAGUGCAGCGGGAGGCGUACGUGUCGGUUACAUUUACAGACAGACAUGUGGCUACAGUCAGUGCAAAGAGAAGAGUGGUGGAAAUGAGAGGACAGGGUGGAUUAGACACAGUAUGGCUGAUAUAAUAAUAAUAAAUGCCUUAGUUGGGAAAGUGUUUUCUCACAAGUCUACCCACGGGUGAGUUCAGUAACGGGAUCAAACAUGCAGUUAC